Molecule: messenger RNA, 458 nt
Organism: Humulus lupulus (European hop)
Lineage: Eukaryota; Viridiplantae; Streptophyta; Magnoliopsida; Rosales; Cannabaceae
Product: serine carboxypeptidase-like 29
Exons: 3
Coding region: 156-458 (100 amino acids)
Biological process (GO): proteolysis
Molecular function (GO): serine-type carboxypeptidase activity
Source: RefSeq, a predicted model, not a curated record
UAUUGAAGUGGUUUGAACGUUUUCCUCAGUACAAAGGAAGGGACUUCUAUAUUACAAGAGAGAGCUAUGCAGGACAUUAUGUUCCUCAGCUGAGCCAGGCAAUUGUAAAACACAACUCUGCAACAAAGGAAAAAGCCAUUAAUCUGAAGGGUUAUAUGGUGGGAAAUUCUUUAACUGACGAUCACCAUGAUCACUUGGGGCUUUUCCAAUUCAUGUGGUCAGCUGGCUUGAUAUCUGACGAGACAUACAAAUUACUAAACCUUCUAUGUGUUUCUCAGCCAUUUAUACACUCCUUGAGUUCAUGUGAUAAGGUUCUCGAAAUUGCUUCUGAAGAACUUGGCGACAUUGAUCCAUAUAGCAUCUACACUCCCGCCUACCUUGCUAAUGGUAGCCAAACAAAUCAAUUGCGGAAAAGAAAGCACGUGAGUAUGCUAUUUGAAAUCACUUAUCUUAUUUAA